Cyclocybe aegerita is the source of this 930-nucleotide messenger RNA. The record is from the annotation of a GenBank genome assembly. NCBI's taxonomy places the organism in Eukaryota, Fungi, Basidiomycota, Agaricomycetes, Agaricales, Hemipholiotaceae.
AUGACAGCCGAAUAUGAUGCCGACCGAUGGAUAGAGAUGUUGCGGAUUUGCCAACAUCUCCCUGAGGUGGAUAUGAAGAAGCUCUGUGACCGCGUGCGCAACAUCCUGCUCGAAGAAUCCAAUAUCCAACCUGUCUCAAGUCCCGUAACUAUUUGUGGUGACAUACACGGGCAAUUUUGGGACCUGCUGGAGCUACUAAGGAAGGGUGGCGAGGUGUCAGAAACGAGCUAUAUCUUCAUGGGUGAUUUUGUGGAUCGGGGGCACUACAGUCUGGAGACUGUUUCGCUUCUCUUUGCUCUGAAGGCCAGAUACCCUAGUAGAGUGAUACUUCUCCGCGGAAACCACGAAAGCAGGCAAAUUACGCAAGUGUACGGCUUUUAUGAUGAAUGCCAACAAAAAUACGGCAGUGCGACUGUAUGGAAGACAUGUUGUGGAGUGUUCGAUUUCCUCAAUCUUGCGGCGAUCAUCGACGGGACGACAUUAUGCGUGCACGGGGGCCUAUCGCCAGAUAUCCGAACGCUCGACUCAAUACGAACGUUAUCUCGAGCUCAGGAGAUUCCUCAUGAAGGAGCUUUCUGUGACCUCAUGUGGUCAGACCCGGACGAUAUAGAGAACUGGGCCGUGAGUCCUCGCGGUGCAGGGUGGUUAUUUGGUGGCAGCGUCGUAAAAGAGUUCAACCAUGUCAACUCCCUAACUCUCAUCGCCCGUGCCCAUCAGCUUGUGCAAGAAGGGUAUAAAUACAUGUUCGACGAACAACUCGUCACCGUCUGGUCCGCACCGAACUACUGCUAUCGCUGCGGAAACAUGGCGUCCAUCAUGACCCUGCACGAGGAUGGAUCCAAGAGUUUUACUGUCUACGACGCCGCCCCGGAAAAUGAGAGGGAUAAAGCUCAGGGAAGAAGAAUGAGCAAUAUGCCAUAUUUCGUGUAA